GCCCUUAUUAUUGUGCUGAUUCAGCCUCGUAGUCAGAGAACAGAUGAUCAGUUCACUCUGAGAGCGAGAGAAGAAGGCAGGAGAAGUAUCCUAAAAUACAUCAGAGCUUAUUCUUUUCAAUGAUUUGCAAACCUAUGAAAUCAUCGCUCAUUUGACUAAGAGCUGAUCAUGGGGGCUUCAGAGAGCAAGGAUAAGAUGCAGUGCAACAGAUACCUGAACGGAAAAGGUCCUCCGUCGCUGACUGAGACAGAUGGUCAAGGAUCAAACAACCACAAAAAGAAUAGAAUGAUAAAACAAGGAAACCAGCCGGAUGGUGGGCAGCUGAAUUGGAAUAUCGAGAGACGGAGUUUGCCGGGACAUUCUGAUUGUGACACCAUUCAAAUCAUCUUUCAUUUUGAUGACGGAAUCCAGUCGGACAAGCAUCCUCAUCCGGGAAACAGCUACAAGGGCAAUGAAUUUAUGGCCUACCUUCCUCAGAACACAACAGGGACCAAGAUCCUCCGACUGCUGGAGCAGGCCUUUGAACACAAGCUGCUGUUCACUGUGGCAGCCAAUAGCAGCGGUGAAUACUGCGUGAUGCCUGCAGAUAUCCCACUGAAGACUCUGGACAGUCGGGGAGCUGGAAGCUGGCCUCCUGGGGGUCCCCACUCUAUUUCAGUUAAGUGUUUGUUUUAAUGUUGAAGUUUAAUAAUAAUCCAGUAAUUUUCUCUGUCCUAUUGUAUCAGCUCGGGCUAUCCAGAUCCAACGUACUUAAAAUCAGUGAGGAAAAGUCUCAAGGUAAAGGGGAUCAAAUGAGAGAGAACAGAUUACUAUUACUACAACUGUUGAUUCCAAACCUCAUCAAGACCCUGCAUGAAUCAAGAUACGGAUAUGGAUGUUGCAUGAUUACAUGGAGUUUGACAAGCCCAAAUCUACAGAACAUGGUCAAGGCUGAUCAAUUUGAGAAUGUGGACCUUUAAUGUUGAAACCGAGUUGCAACGAUGCACAUGGCGACUUGUGAGAUGAAGUGUAUUUUCUAUUAAAAAGAUGAAGAAUUAUGAAGGACAGUGUUGUAUACACUGCAAGCC
Carassius auratus (goldfish) is the source of this 1067-nucleotide messenger RNA. RefSeq names its product E3 ubiquitin-protein ligase DTX3L-like. The coding region runs from base 169 to 675 and encodes 168 amino acids. The record is from RefSeq and is a predicted model, not a curated record. The transcript has 5 exons. NCBI's taxonomy places the organism in Eukaryota, Metazoa, Chordata, Actinopteri, Cypriniformes, Cyprinidae. Gene Ontology annotation, biological process: protein ubiquitination; Notch signaling pathway.